UCAUGGCAGCCGCGCGCUCGGCUUCUGACAUGAACAAGGGCCAAGAUCGACAGGCACGCAGGCGCCAUUCGGAUAUGUUGCAAGGAAGAUGAGCUGGCUCCCGAGGGGAAGCAACGUUCUGCGCUUGGGCGCUCGCCGCAGGGAUGGGGUCCGUUGUGAUGAUUGCAUGCAUGCAGGAGGGAGCGUGCUGGGGCGGAGAUCAAAACCCCCAGGCUCCCCGCGUAAAUGAUCGUCCUCUUCCUUACCCGCGUCGGACUUCACAUCCAACUUACUGUCUUUCCUUCGGGUGCGCUCAGCCCCUUUGUCGCUCUUUGUUCACGUCGCCAGUCGACAUUUCGUUCCUUUGAGAGGUUUGUGGUGAAGGUCCUAGUGACUUGCUUUGUUCGUGUGUCUAUACUACGCCUUACCUUCGAAACAACGCCCAUCUUCACCGAAAGUUAUUCGAAAAGUUCAGCAUGAAGACUCCGUCGAUCCUCUUUGCGGCUCUUGCUGCCGCGCCUACUGUUAUGGCGCACACCGUCUGGUCUGUUCUCUAUGUCGAUGGAGAGAGCCAAGGAGACGGUGCUGGUAUCCGCAUGAGAAAGGACCCUGCCAAAGCCUCGUUCCCCCUUGUAGACUACAGCAGCGACGACAUGGCUUGCAACGUCGACGGAACCAAAGGCGUCAACUUCGUCAGCCCCGUCAAGGAUGGCUCCACCCUGACCUUCGAAAUGCGCUCGUGGCCCGAUAACCCGUCCAAGGAGUCCCUUGACAGAGGCCACUACGGUCCCUGUGCCGUUUAUCUGAAGAAGGUCACGUCUGCCAUCGACGACAAGGGUGCCGGUGACGGCUGGUUCAAGCUCAUGGACGACGGCUACCACGCCGACACUGACAAGUGGUGCACCGACCGCCUGAUCGACAACAAAGGCCGCCUCUCCGUAGAGCUCCCCAAGGGCCUCGAAGGCGGCUACUACCUCGCUCGUCCGGAAGUCGUAGCCCUGCACAAUGCUACCAAUGGCCAAGCCCAGUUCUACACCGGAUGCGCGCAGAUCUUUCUCGAGAGCACCGGUAGCUUAGUCCCCGAGAGCACCGUCGCAAUACCAGGCCCCGACUACGUAAGCGCCGGCCAGUCCUCUGUCAAGUUCAACAUCUACGUCGGCAAGAACGCAGAGUACCAGGUCCCCGGGCCCGCCGUCGCAAACUUCACGCAGAACGUGAAUCUCGCUUCCGACGCACAGCUGCAGCAGACCGAGGGUCUCGUGCCCUCGUCUUGCAUCGCCCAGAGCGCGAACUGGUGCGGCAAGGAAGUCGCCUCAUACAGCGACGAAACCGGCUGCUGGGCCUCAGGUGAGGACUGCUGGACGCAGGGCAAGAAGUGCUGGGCGGAGGCCCCCGCGACGGGUGGCAGUGUCUGCCAGCUCUGGAGCGACAAGUGCACGGCGAUCAACGACCAGUGCAAAGCGAAGAACUUCAACGGACCGCCGAACAAGGGGAAGGUCCUCACGCCGAAGCGUGAGACGAUCGACAUCGGGCUGAUUAUCAAGCCUGUGGGUGGCGGUAACAUCGAGUCUGGCUCCGCCGCGCCCAAGUCCUCCGCUGCGGCGCCCAAGUCCAGCGCACCACCAGCUUUUACAUCCGCGCCCGCGCUGGCGCCCUCUGCGUACGAGCCCAAGUCCGACAUGACCGAGACGCCCAAUCCCUCCAGCACUCACGCGUCCUUCAUCGAGACCCCCUCGUUCUCGUCCACCGUCUCGCUACUCACCUUCGAAGGCGGUGCAUACGGCGAUGCCCCGUCCAGCGCACCACCAGCCUUUACAUCCGCUCCCGCCCUAGCACCCUCCGCAUACGAGCCCAAGUCCGAUGCCAUCUCGACGCCCGCUCUCUCCAGCACCCAAGCAUCCUUCAUCGAGACUCCAUCGUUCUCAUCCACCGUACCGCUGCUCUCGUUCGUUGGAGGCGGCUACGGCGAUGCCUCCCCAUCCACCUCGACCAAGAAGGUCGCCAAACCCACCACCAAGGUGCCGGCCUCGGAGUACGCUGCUGCGCCCAAGCCAACUGCUGCUGCUGAGGCUGUGGACGAGAACGGCAUGGUCGUUGUGACGAAGACCAACGUCGUGGUCGUGACGGAGACGCAGUAUGUGACUCUCACCGCGGGAGGAUACAGGCACAAGAGGCACCGCAGGUACUAGAUGCGCGUCCCGCAGCCCACACGUCUCUUUCUUUCUUUC
This is a messenger RNA of Paraphaeosphaeria sporulosa, 2207 nucleotides long. RefSeq lists its product as uncharacterized. The record is from RefSeq and is a predicted model, not a curated record. NCBI's taxonomy places the organism in Eukaryota, Fungi, Ascomycota, Dothideomycetes, Pleosporales, Didymosphaeriaceae. The transcript has 2 exons. Bases 456 to 2168 code for a protein of 570 amino acids.